UGUCUUGGCGACCCGCAGGUGAGCGGCCAAGCCGCGCGUGGCCCCCGCCUGGCCGAGAGGAGGCGGUUGCCAAGGCGACGUGGGUCGGAGGAGGAGACGAGCUUGGAGGGAGGAGGAAGGAUGGGCGGCCUCGGCGUCGCAGCAGGGAGGUGACUGAAGAGAGCCCAGCCCCGCACACCCACCCCCUGCCAGCUUCCCUCCCCUUCCCCCGCCUCUGCCCGCAGAAGCAGCAGCCGCUGCACCUGAGCCGCCGCCUCCUGUCGCUCGCCGGCUAGCUCCGGACGACGCGAUGGCUGAGCCUGGGCGCAGCCUCCAUCACCCCGCCCCCGCCCGCGCCCGCGCCCGGGGGAGACCUGAGCGGUGCCCACGCCUCCUGCGGCUGCUGCUCUGGGCUGGGACCGCCCUCCAGGUGGCCCGGGCCACCGGGCAGGAGCUCCACGCCUGCAAAGAGUCUGAGUACCACUAUGAGUACACUGCGUGUGACAGCACAGGUUCCAGGUGGAGGGUUGCUGUGCCGCACACACCAGGCCUGUGCACCAGCCUCCCUGACCCUGUCAAGGGCACCGAAUGCUCCUUCUCUUGCAAAGCCGGGGAGUAUCUGGACAUGAAGGACCAGUCGUGUAAGCCCUGUGCUGAGGGCCGCUACUCCCUAGGCACAGGCAUCCGGUUUGACGAGUGGGAUGAGCUGCCCCAUGGCUUUGCCAGCCUCUCCACCAACAUGGAGAUUGAGGACAACACUGCUGAGUCCACUGAGAACUGCACAGCGUCCAAGUGGGUUCCUCGGGGCGACUACAUCUCCUCCAACACAGACGAAUGCACAGCCACGCUCAUGUAUGCUGUCAACCUGAAGCAAUCGGGCACCGUCAACUUUGAGUACUACUACCCUGACUCCAGCAUCAUCUUUGAGUUUUUUGUGCAGAAUGACCAGUGCCAACCCAAUGCAGAUGACUCCAGAUGGAUGAAGACCACAGAGAAAGGAUGGGAAUUCCAUAGUGUUGAGUUAAAUAGAGGCAACAAUGUCCUCUAUUGGAGAACUACGGCCUUCUCAGUGUGGUCCAAAGUUUCCAAGCCUGUGCUGGUGAGAAACAUCGCCAUAACAGGGGUGGCCUACACUUCCGAAUGCUUCCCCUGCAAACCAGGCACAUAUGCGGACAAGCAGGGGUCCUCUUUCUGCAAACUUUGCCCAGCCAACUCUUACUCCAACAAGGGAGAAACAUCUUGCCACCAGUGUGACCCUGACAGAUACUCAGAAAAAGGAUCCCCCUCCUGCAAAGUACGCCCAGCCUGCACAGACAAAGAUUACUUCUACACACACACAGCCUGUGAUGCCAACGGAGAGACACAGCUCAUGUACAAGUGGGCACAGCCCAAGAUCUGUGGGGAGGACCUGCAGGGAGCAGUGAAGUUGCCAGCCUCUGGUGUGAAGACCCGCUGCCCUCCGUGCAAUCCCGGCUUCUUCAAAACCAGCAACAGUACCUGCGAGCCCUGCCCUUAUGGCUCUUACUCCAAUGGCUCUGAUUGUAGCCACUGCCCAGCUGGGACUGAACCUGCCAUGGGAUUCGAAUAUAAGUGGUGGAACACGCUGCCCACAAACAUGGAGACUACAGUUCUCAGUGGGGUCAACUUUGAGUACAAGGGCAUGACGGGCUGGGAAGUGGCUGGUGAUCACAUUUACACAGCGGUUGGUGCUUCAGACAAUGACUUUAUGAUUCUCACUUUGGUGGUGCCAGGAUUUAGGCCCCUGCCAUCAGUGGUGGCAGACACAGAGAACAAAGAGGUGGCCAGGAUCACAUUUGUUUUUGAGACCGUCUGUUCUGUGAACUGUGAGCUCUACUUCAUGGUGGGUGUGAAUUCCAGGACUAAUACUCCCGUGGAGACGUGGAAAGGGAGCAAAGGCAAACAGUCCUAUACCUACAUCAUUGAGGAGAAUGCUACUAUGAGCUUCACCUGGGCCUUCCAGAGGACAACUUUACAUGAGACAGGCAGGAAGUACACCAGUGAUGUCGCCAAGAUCUACUCCAUCAAUAUCACCAAUGUCAUGGAUGGGGUGGCCUCCUACUGCCGCCCCUGUGCCCUAGAAGCCUCUGAUGUAGGCUCUUCAUGCACCUCUUGUCCUGCUGGCUACUACAUUGACCGGGAUUCGGGGACCUGCCACUCCUGCCCCCCUAACACCAUCCUGAAAGCUCACCAGCCUUAUGGUGCCCAGGCCUGCACGCCCUGUGGUCCCGGGACCAAGAGCAACAAGAUCCACUCUCUGUGCUACAAUGACUGUACUUUCUCAGUCAAGACUGCCACCAGGACAUUUGACUACAACUUCUUGGCCUUAUCUAAUACCGCCUCUCUGGCUGGAGGGCCCAGCUUCACUUCCAAAGGGCUGAAGUAUUUCCAUCACUUUAUCUUCAGUCUCUGCGGGAACCAGGGUAAAAAAAUGUCCGUGUGUACUGACAACGUCACUGACCUCCGAGUUCCUGAGGGUGAGUCGAGUUUCUCCAAAUCCAUCGUAGCCUACGUCUGCCAGGCAGUCAUCAUUCCCCCGGAGGUGACAGGCUACAAGGCUGGGGUGUCCUCGCAGCCUGUCAGCCUCGCUGACCGACUUAUUGGGGUGACAACAGAUAUAACUCUGGAUGGAAUCACCUCCUCAGCUGAACUUUUCCACCCGGAGUCCUUGGGAAUCCCGGACGUGAUCUUCUUUUAUAGAUCCAACGAUGUGACCCAGUCCUGCAGUUCUGGGAGAUCAACCACAAUCCGAGUCAGAUGUAGGCCACUGAAACCUGCUCCUGGAAGUCUGUCACUGCCAAGCACAUGCUCAGAUGGGACCUGUGAUGGCUGUAAUUUCCACUUCCUGUGGGAGAGCGCAGCUGCUUGCCCGCUCUGCUCCACUGUGGACUACCAUGCCAUCAGCAGCAGCUGUGUGGCUGGGAUCCAGAAGACUACUUACGUGUGGCGAGAACCAAAGCAAUGCAUCGGUGGCAUCUCCCUGCCUGAGCAGAGAGUCACCAUCUGCAAGACAAUAGAUUUCUGGCUGAAAGUGGGCAUCUCUGCUGGAACUUGUACUGCCAUCCUGCUCACCGUCUUGACUUGCUACUUUUGGAAGAAGAAUCAGAAACUGGAAUAUAAGUACUCCAAACUGGUGAUGAAUGCAACCCUCAAGGACUGCGACCUGCCAGCAGCUGACAGCUGUGCCAUCAUGGAAGGCGAGGAUGUGGAAGAUGACCUCAUCUUUACCAGCAAGAAGUCACUCUUUGGGAAGAUCAGAUCAUUUACCUCCAAGCAGCCAGCUCCUGUCACCAUCUCUCUUUCAGAGGACUCCUGAUGGAUUCGACUCGGUGCCACUGAAGUCGUCCUCAGGAGGCCCCGACAUGGACCUGUAAGAGGCACUGCCCUCCUGGCCUGCCUCCCAGCCUUGGCACAUCACCUGGCAAGCCUGUGGCCAUCUGGGUACCAUCUUCCUGCAACACCCACUGCUGGGAAUCUCUUCAUUGUGGCCUUAUCAGAAGAUGUUUGAUCUUUGGGGGUUUCUUGUUAUUUUUUUUUAUAGAAUCCCCAGACCCUUCUUUAUGCUUGCCUUGAACCUGCCAAAUACACCCACACUUUGUAUAUUA
Erinaceus europaeus (western European hedgehog) is the source of this 3602-nucleotide messenger RNA. It is a transcript of the gene ELAPOR1, whose product is annotated as endosome-lysosome associated apoptosis and autophagy regulator 1. The record is from RefSeq and is a predicted model, not a curated record. NCBI's taxonomy places the organism in Eukaryota, Metazoa, Chordata, Mammalia, Eulipotyphla, Erinaceidae. Gene Ontology annotation, biological process: autophagosome assembly; positive regulation of vacuole organization. Gene Ontology annotation, cellular component: trans-Golgi network; late endosome; extracellular exosome. The transcript is spliced from 22 exons. Bases 290 to 3313 code for a protein of 1007 amino acids.